Zingiber officinale is the source of this 2673-nucleotide messenger RNA. RefSeq names its product G-type lectin S-receptor-like serine/threonine-protein kinase At2g19130. The coding region runs from base 106 to 2604 and encodes 832 amino acids. The record is from RefSeq and is a predicted model, not a curated record. The transcript has a single exon. Lineage: Eukaryota; Viridiplantae; Streptophyta; Magnoliopsida; Zingiberales; Zingiberaceae. Gene Ontology annotation, biological process: protein phosphorylation; recognition of pollen. Gene Ontology annotation, molecular function: protein serine/threonine kinase activity; ATP binding.
GUCUGUGCCCCUCUUUAGAUUCUGGCGACGCCAUAAUUAAAUCUUCCACAUAACCCCACUUCCAAUUCAAUCUCUUCAAGCUCAAGUUCCACAACAGCAGCAGCCAUGGCUUCCUGCUCCACAUCUUCAUGCCUCAUCUUCUCCUUCUCCCUGUUUCUCCUCAUCCUCUUCUCCUCUGCGACAACUGACACAAUUUCUGCAAACCGGUCUCUCUCUGGGAACCAAAACAUCACCUCCAAAGAUGGCAACUUCAGGCUCGGCUUCUUCGUGCCAUCGGGUAGCCCCUCCCUCAGCUACUACGUCGGCAUCUGGUACAAUAAGAUCCCUUUGCUCACCCCCGUGUGGGUGGCCAACAGAGCCUCCCCUGUCACAGACCCAGCCAUGUCGGAGCUUAGAAUCUCCGGCGAUGGCAACCUCGUCCUCCUCGUCAAUCACUCCAAUACCGGUGUCAUAUGGUCUACUGACGCUUCCACGUCCAACUCCACGGUCGUCGCUGUCAUCCUUGACACUGGUAAUCUCCAGCUCAGGGAUGAAUCCAACUCCUCUCUCGUCUUCUGGCAGAGCUUCGACUACCCCACCGACACUUGGCUUCCCGGAGUCAUGGUCGGGUUCAACAAGCUCACCAAAAGAUCCCAACGUCUCACUUCCUGGAAGAACAAAGUUGACCCUGCUCCUGGACUCUUCACUCUCCAGAGCGCUCCAACCGGUGCAACCUCUCAGUAUUUGCUUUUCUGGAAUUUGUCGAAGGAAUAUUGGACCAGCGGAAUCUGGGACGGAGACGUCUUCCCUUCUGUCCCGGAGAUGAGCUGGAGAGGCGUCGUCAGCUUCACGUUCAUCAACAACACUGAGGAGACCUAUUUCAUCUACUCUGCCAAUGAUCCCAACCUGAAGAUUAGAUUUGUCAUCGAUUCUGAGUCCGGCCAGAUGGUCGUUUUAACGUGGAUGGAGAAUACACAAUCAUGGAUGUUCUGCUGGGCUAUCCCCAAGUUUAGCUGCUCAGUGUAUGCGAGCUGCGGACCUUUCGGUAGCUGCAGUUAUAUGAGCAGGCCUUCUUGCAGUUGUGCCAGGGGUUACAGAGUGAGGUCCCAAAAUGAGUGGGAUUUUGGUGAUAGAAGUGCAGGAUGCGAGAGGAUCACUCCUUUGCAAUGCGAACAAAACGCCAAUAAUUCUGGGAAAGAUGGCUUCUUUGAGAUGACAAACGUUAGGCUACCUGAUAGCCCCAACACUUUGGCCAUGGCUGCAAGUAGGGAAGGCUGCGAGUUGGCUUGCAUGAGUAAUUGCUCCUGCAAUGCUUAUUCCUACAAAGGUAGUAGCUGCUUUGUUUGGCAUGGAGGGUUACUGAAUGUGCAAGAACAAUAUAAUCAAGCUGAUGCAGGUACUCUUUAUCUGCGCUUGGCUGCCUCGGAGUUGCAAUCUUCUGAAAGAAACAAGAAGAGAGUGGUGAGUUUGGUUAUCAUCGGUGCCAUUGUUCUAGCCAUCUUGUUUUCUAGCGUUCCUGCCAUUUUGAUUGUGAUGAAGAAGCGAGAAAGUAGGCGGAUGAUUGAGAAAGCAAAGGCUAUGCAGAGCGGUCUCGUCUCGUUCACGUACAAUGAGCUGCAGCAAGCCACACGGAAGUUCUCAACGAAGCUCGGGGGAGGAGGCUUUGGAUCCGUGUUCAAAGGGUCUUUGCCGGGGUCUAAUGAUAUCGCCGUGAAGAAGCUCGAAGGCCUUGGUCAAGGAGAGAAGCAGUUUCGAACAGAGGUGAGCACUGUCGGGAGGAUCCAACAUGUCAACCUCGUUCGUCUACUUGGAUUUUGCUCUCAGGGAUCGAAACGGCUUCUCGUGUAUGAGUUCAUGCCAAAUGGAUCCUUAGACUCCCAUCUCUUCCGCAACGCCCCUUCCUCUCAUUUGAGCUGGAAGACAAGAUACCAAAUCGCAAUCGGCAUCGCGAGAGGAAUAGCCUACCUACACGAGCAAUGCAGAGAGUGCAUCAUACAUUGCGACAUCAAGCCGGAGAACAUUCUCUUGGAUGCCUCGUUCAACCCCAAGCUGGCAGAUUUCGGUCUCGCGAAGCUCAUGGGACGAGACUUCAGUCGAGUCCUCACGACUUUGCGAGGAACCAAGGGCUAUCUCGCCCCCGAAUGGAUUACCGGCGUCGCCAUCACAGCGAAAGCCGAUGUCUAUAGCUACGGAAUGGUGCUGUUGGAGAUCAUCUCGGGAAGGCGAAACCUGGAGCAAACAACAGCAGAAGAAGCUGGCACAAGGUAUUUCCCAACGUUUGCGGCGAGCAAACUGAUCGAAGGCGACGCUGCGGGUGUGCUGGAUAGCAAGUUGGGGCCAGAAGAAGUUAACAUAGAAGAGCUGGGCAGAGCUUGCAAGAUCGCUUGCUGGUGCAUUCAGGAUGACGAGAGCUGCAGGCCAUCGAUGGGGCAGGUCGUUCAAGUGCUCGAAGGGAUAAUCGAUGUCCAUGCGCCUCCCAUCCCAAGAUCACUUCUUCUGCUUGCUUCUGAUGUUCCUCAGCCUAUCAAUUUCUUCUUCGAGUGCACAUCAAACCGAACCAAUUCAAAUUGCUCCGGGACCAAAAGCCACACAUCAAGUAGCUCUAUAAUAAAUGAGAAAUCUUAAGGAAAAUAAUCAUGAAAUCUAUCCAUCUAUAUAUAUCAUAAUUUUCUUAGACCACCAAAAUAUAUAGAU